GUGGUCGUAAACUUUAACUGGAGCGUGACGGAUAAGAAGAUAGGUAUAGGCUCGUGGUUUUGGCAAACGAUAUUUUGCAAGAAGGAAGACCGGCGGACGUCAAUGAUGUGAUUGUCUUAACUCUAUCAUGGGCAGUCAGUAACAUCAAUAUUAGUAGGAGUGAGAAAUAUUUGCGGAAUACUUACAGAAGAUUCUGAAGUUGAUGGCAGCGGCGAAUUAUCCCUGAAGCCAUCAUGGUCUUCGUCAUAUUGGCUUGGUCACUGACAGUAGCAGCAGCACUUCUACUUUUACCCGGCCAAUCAGAGUCUUGUUCGGUUUUUGGACACCCAAAGGGCACAAAAACGACUCGAGCCUGUGCUGGUCAGUCAGCAGCACAGUUGGAGCAUGGACGUACAGAACAUCUCCCGGAACCCGUUGGAGACUUCAUUAUAAAAAAUUAUGGUGCUGUCGAUCAGGUACUGGUGCUGACUGUAACCCUCAUCUCUGCAUCUCUCUCAGACUGGAUGGAGGAAGCCAUCAACCACGAUGAUGUCAGAGCGGAGAUUUAUUACUCAACUUCCGAAUAUUGUGUUUAUGUAAGCUGUCCGGAUGCUCACAAUUUUACCUGUGUUGUAAGAAACUUCCAAGAUAUCAACAGUUAUUUGCUAAUUGCCGUCAAUGUAUCGGACAACAAGGGAAAUUGGAAGAAACACUGUCUCAAAAAACUGCAGACGCUGCCAAGAGCCAAGGCCGCUGCUGUCGACAACUUCAAAGUCACGCAUUUGAAUUCAUCCACGGUGGAUGUCAGCUGGAGGGGAACAGUCUUAACCGAAGCAAACCAUCCAGUGAGGUAUCGGGUGAAACUCAGCAUGAAUAACUUUAACCAUCAGGAGGAGAGGAUAUACUACGGAACACCGCCCAAUAGAAUUCAAAAUAGAACUCAACAACACCAGAUUACCGGGCUUAUUUCGCAUGGGGUGUACAGCGUAACACUGACGGUGCAACCUGUCACCCUGGACGAUGCCAUGAUGGCCACUGGCUUUUCAAGUGACCCUGUCAGUCGUUCUGUAACAAUGCCCGAAGAUGUUCCAGCACGAAAUCCACAUUGGGCCCCAGGAAAAUUCAGCAUCGACGAUUGUGGUGAUAGUGGAUAUGAUUGUAAGUCUACAUCUAUUACGAUAUACUGGCAGGCUUUACAAGAAAUAUUCCGAAACGGUAUGAUCCAAUAUAUAGUCACAGUCAAAAAUAUCAGCAGAACUAACAGUGAGGGACUACUUACGAGAGAGAAAAUAGCAGCAAAUAAAACCUCAUAUCAGAUCAAGGACCUAAACAAAGGGACUACAUACAAGGUAGAACUUGAAGCGGCGACAGCUAAAGGGACAAAUUCAUCAGCAGAUCCAAGUGUCUUUAACCUAGACGAAAAUACGCUUGCAGCAUCCCCACGGCCCUCUCGUGUUGAAGCGAUCAAGCCAAGAGAUCACAGGUCAAUUCUUGUGACUUGGAAAGGAGCGCGCGGAAGCAAUUACAGUGUAGUGUGGUGUCGGGAGGGUAAAAAUGACCAAGUCGGCAAGUGCAAGGGAACAGUCUGGUCACUAUCGGUUGGAACUGCAACAUCUGUCAAAGUUCCCCUUACAGAGAAGGAAGAGAGAUAUCGUGUUGGAGUGUGGAUGGAUGAUGGAACAGCUGGUAUUGUUUGGAGUUCUUGUGUGUUCCAGGAGGGAGUCUCACCAAAGGCAGUGCCUCCUGCCGAUAUUUACAGCCAGACAGGACAUCUGGUGGUCAAAGUGAAAAAGUACAGAUGUGAGGACAGUGCUGCCCCUAUUACAAGUCUGAAGUAUUACGUAAACUACUGCUUGACGAAUGACAAAAAGACUUGUAGUGGUGAAGUCACCAACAAAAGGAUUGGUCCUGAUGAAAUAAACAAGCAGUUUGUGUACGCUGUUGAACCAAACCACUUCUACAAGGUGACCAUCUACGCCGAAGCCGAAGGAGGCCGAAGCCCCAAGUUGGUUCAGAACCAUUUUGUGCCAAUGUCGACAAAAGGUCGAAUAUUCGGCGCAGCUUUUGGAAGUGUGGUGGCUGGUUUAUUUAUAAUAGGAGUGAUCGUUAGUCUCGUGUUCUAUAGAAAGCAUGUGAAGAAAUAUCCAGUGCAUAUUGAGAAAGUCUCCACAGUAGCAUUGUUCAUAGACAAGGAGGAUGGUGAUGAUGAAUACGAGGAAUUCCCCGAGGAAGAUCUGAUGAUUAGGAGUGUGGAACCAGAUAACCCGAUUGAGGAAUGUAAUACUGGUGUAGAAGAACAACAUCCACUGACAAGGAAGAUGCAGCCUGAUAUGCUAACUCCGGAGGAGGACAUUCCACAGAACUACAUUGACGAUUAUGCCAGAGUUACAUUUACCACUGAAAUGAUGAUAGCGCGCCUGGCGGGAUUGGAGGACCUGUUGAAAAGAAGGGAGCGCCCAGGCGAAGCCGACGUUACCAGGGAGGUCUCCAACAAGGAAGUGGAACCCAUCCCCGAAAUUAUAGGUAAUCUGGAAAGAAUGGAUGAGGACAUGGCGUCUACCAGAAGCAGCAUCAGCAACAUUAUGAAUUCCGUAGGCGAUUAUUCUGGAAACGGUCACUUCGAAAGCAUUGAAGUUCCUGAAUCAGAAGAUAUUCAAAUGCCAGAAACGGACGAUAAUUCAGGGGAUGAGUGGAAAUGUUACGAUCAUGCCUUAUAUACUGAAGAUGACGACACUGAUUCAGAAGGUGAUUCGGAAGGUGAUGGGUAUUCUUUGGUUCAUCUAUCUACUCAAGGAUAUUUGGGUGAUAUGUUCGGCGGUAACGGUGGCGUGAAAUCGAAUGAGGGCUAUUCGUGGCUACAUUCGAAUGAGCCAGGUGUGACCUCAAAUGGGAGCAACGCCCAUUUUCAUUCGAAUGGUGUGAACUCGUCAAAUGAUGAAUAUUCAGGACUGCAUUCGAAGAGCAUGGACUCAAAUGAGAAUGAUUCGACUGCGGAUGACUUUGAUUCCUUAGAGGAUUACUCGAAAUUCCGACCUUUAAUCAAAACUAAUGAACGAUCACCAGUACUAUGUCCAUUGUCCUCAUUUGAGGAGUACAAAGGAAUCCAUGAGUCUGGACUUGAUCCGAACGGUGAUGGCGCCACCUUGUCAGUGCUACCACCACUUCGUGACGACUUUAUGAUAGACUAGACAUCAUAAUAUUAUGAGGCCAACAGGUUAAAAGUCCAAAAGAUGAAAGAUUUGAAUGAAAUCGAAAGACGAACUGUAUAAUAUUUCAAUAGUUUCUUGGAUAUUCAGAAACGGCUACACUCCUAGCUCAGCGAAACUCGAGUAUGAAUGAUAUUUUUGUACCAUUAUGU
Molecule: messenger RNA, 3337 nt
Organism: Lineus longissimus
Lineage: Eukaryota; Metazoa; Nemertea; Pilidiophora; Heteronemertea; Lineidae
Exons: 17
Coding region: 234-3167 (977 amino acids)
Molecular function (GO): protein binding
Source: RefSeq, a predicted model, not a curated record